Messenger RNA from Esox lucius (northern pike), 4014 nucleotides. RefSeq names its product dipeptidase 1 (gene dpep1). Bases 77 to 1279 code for a protein of 400 amino acids. Gene Ontology annotation, molecular function: metallodipeptidase activity. The transcript has 10 exons. The record is from RefSeq and is a predicted model, not a curated record. Gene Ontology annotation, biological process: proteolysis. Lineage: Eukaryota; Metazoa; Chordata; Actinopteri; Esociformes; Esocidae.
AGGGAUUUCAUGCUGGAUUGAGACUUUAUUGGCACUGUCUUGUGCUUUCACACUCUCUGUGGCACAGGAUGACCACAUGACCAACGCACUAACGCUGAUGUCGCAGACACCACUGAUUGAUGGCCAUAAUGACCUGCCUUGGCAGAUAAGGAUGAAGUUCAACAACCAGCUGAAUAAGGUGGAUCUGUACACACUCCAAAAUACACAUACCAAUAUUCAGAAGAUCAGGGAGGGACGACUGGCAGCACAGUUUUGGGCAGCAUACGUGCCAUGUGAGACUCAGUACAAAGAUGCCGUCAGACAGACUCUGGAGCAGAUUGAUGUCAUCCACAGAAUGUGCAAGAAAUACCCUGAGGCCUUCAUGUUUGCUACCAGCAAGAAAGGUUAUACCGUCAUUCACAAAGAAGAUAUCAUGGAUGCAUUUGACCAGAACAAAACUGCCAGUCUGAUCGGGGUGGAAGGAGGACACUCUUUGGACAGCAGCCUGGGUACCCUGCGCACCAUGUACCAGCUGGGAGUCCGGUACCUCACACUCACCCACAGCUGCAACACACCCUGGGCAGAUAAUUGGCUGGUAGAUACGGUUGAUGAGCCAUCGCAGCACAAUGGACUGUCUGAGUUUGGCAAGCAACUAAUCUCAGAAAUGAACCGCAUUGGGAUGUUGAUUGACCUGGCCCAUGUGUCAGAGAGAGUAAUGAACCAGGUUCUGGACCUUUCUAAAGCCCCCAUCAUCUUCAGCCACUCCUCUGCCUAUGCUGUGUGCCCACAUAAGAGGAACGUGCCAGAUGAUGUCCUGAGGAAGGUGCGAGACAAAAAUGGCAUUGUCAUGGUUAACUUUUACAAUGAGCAUGUCACAUGCAGCCAAAUAGCCAACCUGUCACAAGUGGCAGAUCACUUUGACCACAUCAAGCGGGUGGCUGGAUACCAUAUCAUUGGUUUUGGUGGUGAUUAUGAUGGAGUAAACAGGGUCCCUGAGGGUCUGGAGGACGUGUCUAAGUACCCGGCCCUGGUGGCAGAGCUGCUGAAGAGAGGAUGGACAAGUGUAGAGGUGAAGGCUGCUCUGGGGGAAAACCUUCUCAGAGUGUUUGGAGAAGUUGAGAAAGUGCGAGACAGUAUGACUGGAAUCCCUCCAGAUGACCUGCCCAUUCCUUAUGAAGAGGUGAAGAACGACUGCAGAACCGGCUAUGGCUACCUGGUGGCAAACAGUGCUGCGUCAGGGUGGUCGUUCAGUUCCCUGAUCACGGCACUAAUAUUUACUCUGAACUGCCUGUCUGUAUAAGCCCUAUCUGAAGCAUGAUGGGUAUGAUAGAUUUCCAUGUUGUAUUUGGCAGAAUGGCUGCCAAGGGCAUAGUAACACAAUCCUUAAAAAUUAAGGGUAAAUGUGUCCCUCAAAUAAUCAGGAACAUUUGUAAUCAGGAAAACAUUUUGCACAAGAUUUACAUUUUUUACAUUUAAUAAAAACAAUGUUACCAUGUUUUGUCUUGCACUUUUGAUGUUUCACAAUACAGAUUUUUUUGUUUCAUUGCAAUACCAAGUUAAAGUCAACUGUAAACAGACUGAGCCUAAUUCUGAGUUUUGUAGUCUAAGAUGUAGUUUUGAACAAUGAGCAUCCCCCAAAUGAUUUUAGAAUGUUUCUGAUGUGAUUUUAUUACACCUAGAAAACCACUAUGCUUUAUCUACCAAUUGUUUAUACAGAGCUAGAUUCAAAAGAACAUUUAUGUAACAUUACCCAGUGAGUACAAAGAACAUGCUGUGUCCAUAAACAUCAAAGUAUUGGAUAGGCCUAACGACAACACUGUGUUUCAUUAAACCAACCAUCUGGCUCAAACACUGAGAAUGCUGUGUAAACGUAUAUUGUGCGUAAUGUUUAACAGGCAUUGUCACUUUGUGUAAUGUCACCAGUGUUUGGACUAACUCUUAGUACCUGUAUUUGUAUCAAAGUCUUAAAUAACAUACAAUUCUCCCAUUUGUUAUACCAAAUAGAGAGCCCACUCAGUUGAAAAAUGUCACUGUUUGAUUUUGUAUGAUCAACAUAUUGAUAUGAGAACAGCACCAUCCAGUGGUAAGACAGCGGUAAGACAUGAAGCAUGGAGCAGAACACUUGUGAUAGCUGCUCGGCUCUCAAAAAAACAGUAGUACUUCAGAGUUAGAGAUGAAAAUGCUACUUCAUAUAUUGUUUUCUUUCUUUUAGGGGGAGGUGGGAUUCAUUUUGUUAGGUAAAUCAGGUUUUAAAUGAGGUGAAAAAGAGUCAAUGUCCAGAAAACCGCUUCAUUGAACAGUUCAUAGUUAAUGGUAGAGAGUUGGAUGAAACGCUACACAAAAUGAGGCAACGUGACAUUUGAACGGCUAUAAAGCCUCUCGAGUCAUGACAUUAUCACAUUUGAACAUUCUAAUAUCUUUAUCUUGGAACUUUGUUCAGGGUAAAAAUCAAUAUGUGAUAACAUCUCAUGUUCUUAAAGCCGGUCCAAGAAGUGGACAGGUUGGAACGACCUUUGGUUGCUUAGGUCAUACCUUGGAGCUUUUAAUGAUCAGUGACGGAAAAUUCAUUGACUGCUCCUUUUCCCAAAAUCAAACAAUGGGCUACAGUCCAUCCCAGUUUUACAUAACUAUCUUAUAUCUGGGAGUCCUUCCCCUGAGCCAGUGGUUAAUCAAGUUAAUAUUAACAGCUUUCUUCUGCCUUUUUAUUUGAGAAAACGUCAGUUAACCCUAUGACCUGUACUCUGCAACCCAGAAACUGACCAGUGGUCAAGAAGAUUCACAUCUGGGAACUAGGAAAUGUAAGACUUCCUAACACGCUAAACGAAGCAUGUGAUUAACAACCACCAAUUGCAAUUCUGACAAUUCAGAUAUGUCAGUUUCCCAGUUCGAACAAGCAUGUGAAACCAGCCAAAUGGCAUUAGUAGGCCACCUCCUCUGUACUCUCCACUGUUGAUGUCCAGUACAGCUAACUUAACAUUUAUUUUGGGAUCAACCCAUGUAAACAAUUUGCCUGAUAACGCAACUGGACCCUUCUUGUUGCAGGCGCAUUUUCGUCCACAUUCCUUGUCACAUCCCUGAUUACCUCCUACUUUUUUCAGAAUUAGGGGAGAAAAAAGACAGGACUGGAGUCUGGAGUUGAACAAAUUCAAUUGAGAAAAGACCUCUAUCUCUGCAGUCUCAGACACAUGACACCAUUAAUGAAAAGCACGAGUCACCAGUUAAGUGGACAGGCAACUGAAGCCAUAUUGGUUAUUAAAACCAACACACCACACAUCACAACUUAAAGAGAGGAUGUUAUUAGUCCCAUCAUAGAAACAGCUGUUUUCCGUCGGUACAAAAGAGACUGACGGUCGCUAACAAAGUCUUUCUGUGGAUGCGGUGCAAUAACACAUGCAUAGCCUAAAAAAAAUUAUUGGCACCCAUGAUAACAUGGAAAAAAGCUUAAUUGCUCAUUUUAUAUUAUACUAUACUGAUAUACUGUAAAGGUUUAGUGAAAGAGAGGUCAUAGUUUGUCUCAAAAUAAUUGGCACCAAGAAAGGUCUUUAAUAAUGCAAUUGGAAUCCUAUAUUUGGUCCCAUGUUCAUAAAUGCAAUGCUCUAGCUUUUAUCUAGCUUGUGACUUUAUACACCAAUUGGAUGCAUUUGACAUUUGCAUUUCAGAAUUCCCAUAAAUUAAUUGUAAAUAAUAUAAGCAUAAUUUUUGAGUAACUUUAUUAUAAAUAAGAUAAUAUUUGCAAACAUUGCUAAAAUAAAGUAGAUAACCAAUAAUGCUCCAUGAUUCAUAAUUAAUGAGGAAUGACUACUUUCGAGCAUGUCAAAACACCAUAACAGCAAGAGAAUAUGGGAGCACGUAUUUAUAAUUUCAUAAAAAAAGAUUGCAUUUUAAACAUAACGUCCUUUUCUAAGCAACACAAUUAGUAUAAAACAAUAUAACCUCCAAAAAAAAUGUCCUCUUAUUUUAGACAACGUUUCUUUAUUAGUCUUAAUCAAGGGGGCCAAUAAUUUAAGGUAACUGUAUAGGCACUUGGCACAACAA